GUUUCACUUUCCUAAGCUAGCGCUGCCGUGAUUUCCAGCCUUAACACACGCGAUUCAUGAUACACACGUAAAUUUACGUUACAAUCAAUCGUCGAUUGACACGUGGCAAAGAUGGCGAAAAGGAUCACCGACUUGAAAAACAAAGGGGUAUGUUCCGACCAGAGUGAUGUUGAAGAAGUGGCAGGAAACAAUAUGCACAUGGCACUAGAGAAGUUGAACCUUGUUGGUCCUAGAAAGAAACUGCUUGUACUUGGCCUAGGAGGGCUGCUUUGCCAUAGGGUUUGCAAACGCAACGUGUCCGACAUUCCAAGAUCACGCUACCCUGACGCAUUCUAUGGAAGCAUUUUAGUUUACAAGAGGCCUUAUUGUGAAGAAUUCAUGAAAUUUUGCCUUGAAAAUUUUGAAGUGGGAAUAUGGUCUUCAGCAAAGGAAUGGUAUCUGGACAGCGCCUUGGACUGCAUAAUGAAAGGAUUGAAAAGCAAGGUUUUGUUUGCUUGGGACCAAGUUGAAUGCACUGAUUCUGGGUUCAAAUCCUUGGAGAACAAGAAGAAGCCUAUCUUUUUCAAGGAGUUUAAAAAGCUGCAGAAGUUCAGCAUUCAAUAUUCUGCAUCAAACACGCUGCUUAUAGAUGACAAUCCAUACAAGGCCUUGCUCAACCCUCCCUAUUCAGCAAUAUUUCCCAAUGAGUACAAGACUGACCAAGUUCGUGAUGCGGCUUUAGGUCCUGGAGGUGACCUGCGACUGUACUUGGAAGGACUGGCGGAUGCAGAUGAUGUUCCUUCUUACGUGAAAGAACAUCCAUUUGGGCAGCCUGCAAUAACCCCAUUACAUUCUGAUUGGGUGUUCUAUUCGGGGGUUAUUCGCCAUUUUCAGAAGGAAUGAGCCAAAUGAAAGAUCAUAAGCAAAUAAAUUUUAGAGACUUUUCACCUUGUGCUAUCUUUAUGUUUGUUAACGUGUUUUGGAAGCUUUUUUCUUUGAAAAUUUGUUGUGAUAUUAUAUAGAUGUGAAAACUAAUGUGUUUUUAAGAGUGUUUUCUAUUUUAAGU
Alnus glutinosa is the source of this 1045-nucleotide messenger RNA. RefSeq lists its product as uncharacterized. Lineage: Eukaryota; Viridiplantae; Streptophyta; Magnoliopsida; Fagales; Betulaceae. The transcript has 7 exons. The record is from RefSeq and is a predicted model, not a curated record. Gene Ontology annotation, molecular function: phosphoprotein phosphatase activity. The coding region runs from base 112 to 882 and encodes 256 amino acids.